AUGCCGGAGGUGGCCAGGGCGCUGGCGGGCGCGGAGGCCUACCCGCCGCAGGUGCUGGCCAUGCUGAGCGAGAACCUGGCCGCCUGUUUGUCUGAGCCGAAAGAGGACAGGCACGCCUUCCAGGCGCGUGUGGCUGAGAUGGCCGGUGAAGUGCUCGCCUCUAUCAAGGCCGGCAUCGAGGGGAAGAUCUCCGCGGCCAAGGAGAAGCUGGAGAAGGCGGACGCUGAGAAGGCCACCCGCGAGGCGGCCGUGGAGGAGACCAAGGCCAAGGCUGUUCAGGGCUCCGAGGCCCUGGAUUCGGCCAAGAAGGAGGUCCAGGCGGCUGUCGCAGAGAUGAAGGCGGCGAACGAGGCGCUGAAGAAGGCGGAGCAGGAGCAGAAGGCCGGCGAUGCCGAGCUGGCGGGGAACGAAUCCAAGAAGGCCAAGCUGGAGUCCACCAUCGAGACCAUCUUCGUGCCCUGCAAGGAGGGAGCACUUCAGCCGGCUCUCAUCACCAAGGGCGUGCAGGAGCUCACGAAGCUGGGCAAGGACUGGGGCUUUGACACCGCUCUGAUCACCUCGCUGCCCAGCGCUUUGAGCAAGGAGCCGGCGAGCCGCGGGAGCUUCGACAGCGUGGUGGUGAAGCAGGUGGAGGAGGAGCUGCAGAACAGGCUGGAGACGCUGAAGAAGUCCCUGGCCGAGGCGGCGCCGGCGAGGGAGGAGCGCGCCGGCCAGGUCUCCGCGAAGAGCGCGGCCCUGGAGGCGGCGAAGCUGAAGGAUCAGAGCCUCGUCGCCGCGGUGAAGGCGGCGCAGGAGGCCUCCAAGGAGGCGGAGGCCGCCAUGAAGGCGGCCGCCCGGGCGCUGAAGGCCUUCGGACCCGAGAUGAAGAGCACGGGCGCUGAGCUGGCCGAGGCCGAGGAGUCCCUUGCUUCCAUCGAGGGGGUGCUGGCCACCUUCCGGGGUCUCCUGGACCGCAGCAAGGAGGUGCCCCCGGAGCCGGCGGCGGAGGCGGCAGAGGCGGCGGCGGCGGCGGAGCCGGCGGCCAGCAGCUGA
Messenger RNA from Effrenium voratum, 1032 nucleotides. The record is from the annotation of a GenBank genome assembly. NCBI's taxonomy places the organism in Eukaryota, Dinophyceae, Suessiales, Symbiodiniaceae.